Molecule: messenger RNA, 1760 nt
Organism: Trichobilharzia regenti
Lineage: Eukaryota; Metazoa; Platyhelminthes; Trematoda; Strigeidida; Schistosomatidae
Source: the annotation of a GenBank genome assembly
UGCUGUUCGAUUUUUCUUUCACCUCUGAAAAAUGAUCAACAGUAAUUUGAAAACCAAUUAAAUAUGUGAUUGAGGACACUUUGCGACUCAAGGACAUAAUUAAAUGAUUAAAAAAAGAAUUAGAGAAACUCUUAUGCGUUUCAUUGGAUGAAAAUUCAGUGCCUAUAUUCAAUCAUUGCCCAAUCCAAGCUAAAGAAUAUUGUAAGAAUGGUGGGGAAUGCUUUUACGUGGCAGGCGACCCAAGUGUUUAUAUGUGCAGUUGUUUUAUGCCUUUCUAUGGGCCACAAUGUGAAUAUAAAGCUCCAAGUAGAGAUAAACAACUGGAUUUAGAAGAUAUAAGAAAAAGUGUAGAUGAUGACGACACCAGUGAUGGCGUCUUAAUAAAGCGAUCAGUAGACCGUGCAAUGACACUGACAGCACUUAUCUUUAUAGCUGUCACUUUUCUUGGGAUGGUAAUAUUAGCUUGGUACCUUUCAAGACGUCGACGUAAAGAUUUUGCACGAUGGAAAAGAAUGACAGAAUUAGCAAUGAAGUCUAAUUGUAUUGAAAAGCUCGAUAAGCAAACUCAAAUAACGUUGGAAUAUUCUGAAGGUGCAAAAGAAACCACUUCAUUGAUCCAAUCAACUCAUUCAUCAUUAACUAAGAGUAAUUAUCCUUGUGAUGGCAAUGCCCAGAAGGCAGAAUAUGAAACAAAUCAACAGAUAGAAACACAAUUUGAAUUGGUUAAACCAUCAGCGGAAGAGUUUCUGUAUCAAAAGGAAGAGAAUGAUGGCAGUUCUAGUGAUAAAAUAUAUCAAGAUAUGGAUUUAGUGGAUGAUGGAAAAUCACCAGGAGUUAUUGAAAAUAAAAAUACUAUUGAGCCUACAACUUAUGAAAGGGAGGAGAGUGAACCCAGGAAUAAUGACAAUUCUGUUUCUGCUACCGCUAUUGCAGAGAUAAAAUCUGAUCUACAAACAAAACCAAGUGAAAAAAGAAGGACAAAAAGUAAAAAAAAAGCACCAUUGCCUAAUUCACCACAUUUUGCUCAUAAUCAGCUGCCUAAUAAUCCUCAAGUAAUUGAAGAAACCGAGGAGAAAUUCCCGCAUGGUACAGCAUCUAUCAGUGCAAAUGAGGAAUAUAAAGGUUUAAUUGAUGAUCAGGAAGGGAAAGGUGUCAUUAUUUCAAAUAGUCCACAAAGAAUAGAAUCAAUCAAUAAAUAUAAUAAGCCAGUACAACAACUACUUAGUCAUAAUACUGAUCAUCCAAAAAAACAUUCACCAAUAAGAAGUCAGUUUAAUGUCAACCAACCACUAGAUCACGUGACCAGUCAUACUAUUGGUCGAGAUGUAGUAUUAACCAAUCCAAUUCAUAAUCCUACAGCAAAUAUACUAAGCAGUGCAAUAUUAGACAGACCAUAUAUUAACGCAGAUGAAAUUCAUACUUUAUUUAAUCGCAAUAUCCCCAAUGUUGUUACACCAGUUGGAUGCCAUCAAGAUUUUGGAUAUGUUAAUCCACUCCAUACGAAGAUCAGUUCAACAUUACCACGUGACUAUCGGUCCAAUAGCAAUACUGAUAGUGGUAGAAGUAAUCCAAGAUAUGCUGACCAGCCAUCAAAUUGGUUAAAUGCAGAAUAUCUUAAAGAUAUUAUAAGCGAUAAGAUAUUACGUGGACCACAUGAACCAUUUGUUGUUGCGUCACAACAUGAUGCUCUUUUGUCAGAAUUAUUAAAUCGUGGUAAAGAGUCAAGGGUUGUAGAACCACGUCCAAAGAGUACAUUUUAA